GGCUACUACCGGAAGUGCUGAAGCUGAAACGGAGCCUGAGUGGUCGGGAGCCAUCCUUCAGGCUUUGGAAGGUGCGGAAGUGAUCGCAUUUUCGCUGGUGCUACGGCUACCCUCUACAGCGCUCUGCACCCUUACUGGGGUGGGGUCCGACCUGCCUCGUUCUCAGGUCCUUUGGCUCCUGUCUCGGAAAGGCGGCCUCCUGUUAAGCGAUGCCCCCGUUCGGACUCCUGCCCAUGAGGGCCUGGGCUUCGCUGUUCAGCCAGGUCCUGCGGCCGUCCGGUCUUGUGUGCGUCAGGGAGGUCCAUUUUCAGAGCCAGGUUUCAGAGGCAGUGUUAACAUCCCAACUGAAACCACAUCAAGAGAAAUCAAAUUUUAUUAUCAAGACACCAAAGGGCACCAGAGAUCUUAGUCCCCAGCAGAUGGUUGUGAGGGAGAAAAUUCUUGAUAUGGUUGUUGGCUGCUUUAAACGUCAUGGAGCAAAGAGAUUAGAUACUCCAGCAUUUGAGCUUAAGGAAAUGCUCACUGAGAAGUAUGGAGAAGACUCUGGGCUAAUCUAUGAUCUGAAGGAUCAAGGUGGAGAGCUAUUGUCCCUGCGCUAUGACCUUACUGUCCCUUUUGCUCGUUAUCUGGCCAUGUAUAAAGUGAAGAAGAUGAAACGCUACCAAGUUGGAAAGGUGUGGCGGCGAGAGAGCCCAACCAUAGUCCAAGGCCGCUACAGGGAGUUCUGCCAGUGUGAUUUUGACAUUGCUGGUCAGUUUGACCCUAUGAUCCCUGAUGCAGAGUGUUUGAAGAUCAUGUGUGAAAUCCUAAGUGGGUUGCAGCUCGGGGACUUUCUCAUUAAGGUCAAUGAUCGGCGGAUUUUGGAUGGGAUGUUGGCUGUCUGUGGUGUUCCUGAAAGCAAGUUCCAUGCCAUCUGCUCCUCAAUAGACAAACUAGGCAAGAUAUCUUGGAAUGAUGUGAGACAUGAGAUGGUGGCAAAGAAAGGCCUGGCUCCUGAAGUGGCUGAUAGAAUUGGUGACUAUGUCCAAUGUCAUGGUGGGGUGUCCUUGGUAGAGGAAAUGUUCCAGGAUUCUAGACUAUCCCAGAACAAGCAGGCCCUAGAGGGCUUGGGGGACUUGAAGCUGCUAUUUGAAUACCUGACUUUAUUUGGAAUUGCUGAGAAGAUCUCUUUUGACCUAAGCCUAGCUCGGGGACUGGACUACUAUACUGGAGUGAUCUAUGAAGCAGUGCUACUACAGACCCCAGCUCAGGCAGAGGAGUCCUUCAAUGUGGGCAGUGUGGCUGCUGGUGGACGCUAUGAUGGGUUGGUGGGCAUGUUUGGCCCCAGGGGCCACAAGGUGCCAUGUGUGGGGCUCAGUAUUGGGGUGGAGCGAAUCUUCGCCAUUGUGGAACAGAGGAUGAAGACUUCUGGUCAGAAGAUACGGACCACAGAGACCCAAGUGUUUGUGGCCACACCACAGAAGAACUUUCUUCAUGAACGGUUGAAGUUAAUUUCAGAGCUUUGGGAUGCUGGGAUCAAGGCAGAGCUGCUGUAUAAGAACAACCCUAAACUACUAACUCAACUGCACUACUGUGAGCAAAUGGGCAUUCCACUGGUGGUCAUUAUUGGUGAGCAAGAACUGAAAGAAGGGGUAAUCAAACUUCGUUCAGUGGCCAGCAGGGAGGAGGUGGCCAUUAAACGAGAAAAUCUCGUGGCUGAAAUUCAGAAGACACUAUCUGAGUCUUGAUUCUUGCCUGCUUACCAUCUGCUGCUCUUUCUAGAGGAUGUUUCUUCUAGGACUGAGUUCCCGACGGAAUUCACAACUGCUGGCCAGGAUGGGUGACAAGUUCCUCGGCCUCCUCCAUCCUUUCUGGGUACAGAACUGUAGGAGGCCCUGAGGACUCCUGGGCUAGUGUGAGCAGCUAUUCUGCGUGGAUGCAGAUGGCUGGUAUGUGAAAGAGACAUGCUCUAACUGCAGAGACAGAUGGCAGAUUUGAAGUGCCAUUGAAUGCUGCCAAGAGGUGCGGAGAUGGUUGCUUUGAGCAAGGCUCUAGGAAAGUUGCCUCAGGCUGAGACCACUGAGAUCAGACAGAUACUUGACCUUCCACUAUGGCUUCUGAACCAGAUUUUGGGAAAUUUGUCCACAGCCUGCCCUUAGCUUGUCCAGGGAGUUUUGGGAGACAGCAAGGAAGGGGCAAAUGGCUGCUUUCUCCUUUGUUUGAGGACAAAUAUGCUAUCCUAAGGGCAUAGCAGUGCUCAUUUUGAUGUGGCAUCUCUCUAGUCCGUUCACUGUUAAUAGAGUGAGGCUGUCUGUUUAGUAAUCUUGAAUGUUGAAUUUAAUAGGUGACUGAUAAAAUGGUAUAAUCUUUUGAGAUUUUGGAGACCAUUUCUUGUGCCAGAAUUACUGCUUGACUAUGUUCCAUGUUCUCCUAGGGAGGUGGCUGUUCUAGAAGUGAUUGGAUAAUAUAUUAAAUAAAAUAUUUAAUAUAGU
Odobenus rosmarus divergens (Pacific walrus) is the source of this 2471-nucleotide messenger RNA. It is a transcript of the gene HARS2, whose product is annotated as histidyl-tRNA synthetase 2, mitochondrial. Bases 210 to 1727 code for a protein of 505 amino acids. The transcript is spliced from 13 exons. Gene Ontology annotation, molecular function: ATP binding; histidine-tRNA ligase activity; identical protein binding. Gene Ontology annotation, biological process: histidyl-tRNA aminoacylation. Lineage: Eukaryota; Metazoa; Chordata; Mammalia; Carnivora; Odobenidae. The record is from RefSeq and is a predicted model, not a curated record. Gene Ontology annotation, cellular component: cytoplasm; mitochondrion.